CUCGCAAGCUUCCGCGAGAAAUUGUCAAACAUGGCGUCGCGUAGCCAUGUGGAUAAUGCAAAAGUAUCCCCUGAAGUGGUUGAAAGAAGACUUCGACCUAUUUAUGAUUGUUUGGAUAAUGGAAAUAAUAAGAAAGCAUUACAAGAGGCUGACAAAGUGUUGAAGAAGCAGAAAGAUCUCCAAUGUGCCAGGGUACUGAAGUCACUGGCUUUGUUGAGACUUGGUCGCCAUGACGACAGUUCUGUUAUCCUCCAUGACGUGCACGACCAGCAUCCGACAGAUGAGGCCACAUUACAGGCGAUGGCCAUCUGUUACAGGGAAAUACAUAAAU
Molecule: messenger RNA, 331 nt
Organism: Ruditapes philippinarum (Manila clam)
Lineage: Eukaryota; Metazoa; Mollusca; Bivalvia; Venerida; Veneridae
Product: phagocyte signaling-impaired protein-like
Biological process (GO): N-terminal peptidyl-methionine acetylation
Cellular component (GO): cytoplasm; NatB complex
Molecular function (GO): protein-N-terminal amino-acid acetyltransferase activity; protein binding
Source: RefSeq, a predicted model, not a curated record